AACCCUAUGUCUUAUUGCGGAACUGCAGACGGGCGGAGCGGAUGCUGCUGUAGAAAAACUAGUUAAUAAAACCGAGCUUCAAUAAAACGUCUCCUUUUUAAUAAGUGCUCUAGUUAUCGGGUUAAACAACGACCCAGAGACUGUCCUGUAGUGUUUAACAGGUUUGGAGGCCCCUUGUUAAUUGUUAUCUAACCUGUUAGCUAUCUGUCUAAAUCCAAUGUAGCUCAUUAGCCGGUAAGCUAGCAAAAAAAGCCAUGAUGGAGAAGAAGGAGCAGGUCCAGCUCAGGAACAACCCCCGCAGGCAGUUGAAGAAGCUCAGUGAGGACAGUUUGACGAAGCAGCCUGAAGAAGUGUUUGAUGUGUUGGAGAAGCUCGGAGAGGGAUCUUAUGGCAGUGUGUUUAAGGCCCAUUAUAAGGAGACAGGGGAGAUUGUGGCCAUUAAACAGGUUCCUGUGGAGUCUGACCUGCAAGAGAUCAUUAAAGAGAUCUCUAUUAUGCAGCAGUGCAACAGCCCUCAUGUGGUGAGGUACUAUGGCAGUUACUUUAAGAACAGUGAUCUUUGGAUCGUGAUGGAGUACUGUGGGGCUGGCUCUGUAUCUGACAUUAUCAGGCAACGCAACAAAACGCUGGCAGAGGAUGAAAUUGCAGCCAUAUUGCAAUCCACUCUGAAAGGACUGGAGUACCUGCACUUCAUGAGAAAGAUCCAUAGGGAUAUCAAAGCUGGGAACAUUUUGCUGAACUCAGAAGGACAGGCCAAAUUGGCUGACUUUGGAGUUGCUGGGCAGUUAACUGACACAAUGGCAAAGCGAAACACAGUAAUUGGAACGCCAUUCUGGAUGGCUCCAGAGGUCAUUCAGGAGAUUGGUUAUAAUUGUGUUGCUGAUAUUUGGUCUCUGGGUAUCACUGCAAUAGAGAUGGCAGAAGGAAAACCACCGUAUGCAGACAUACACCCUAUGAGGGCAAUAUUCAUGAUCCCAACAAAUCCACCACCAACAUUUCGGAAUCCUGAUCAGUGGUCAGAACCUUUCAGAGACUUUGUGUCACAGUGUCUGGUGAAGAAUCCUGAAAACAGAGCAACAGCCACACAACUGCUACAGCAUCCAUUUAUAAAAAGUGCUAAAUCCAACAGUGUCCUGAGAGCACUGAUUACAGAGGCAAUGGAGCUCAAACUGAAGAAACAGGAGGCUGAGCAACGAGAACAGGAUGCUGAGGAUGAAGAUAACUCGGAUGAUGAUGAAGUGGACCAGGGCACUAUGGUAAGGGCUGGAGCAUCAGACAUGGGAACGGUCCGUGCAGUGGGAUUACUGGGCAGCACAUCAGGAACCAUGAUAGAGCAUGACGGCACCAUGGAGUCUCAGCUCGGCACCAUGGUCAUAAACUCUGAUGAUGAAGAUGAGACUGCAGGCACCAUGAAACACCAUGAAGAAACGAUGCAGCCAGCUAAGCCAUCAUUCCUUGAGUAUUUUGAACAGAAAGAGAAGGAGGCCAACAAAAACAGUGACAAUGACAAUAGCAAAGCACCUGCAGAAGCUGAUAUGGAGCUGAUGCGUUCCUGGAGCGUGGAGGAACUCAAGAGACGUUUGGCCUCUCUGGAUCCUCAGAUGGAGCAGGAGAUUGAGGAGAUCCGUCAGCGCUACCAGACCAAACGCCAGCCCAUUCUUGAUGCCAUUGAGGCCAAAAAGCGUCGCCAGCAAAACCUCUGAGCUGCCUGAACUGGCUGAAGGUGGCAGUUUUAUUUAGAACACUGUUGGUUACUUACGAAGGUACCUAUGAAAGUUCACAAAAACACUUCUUGUUUUUGCCUAACUUAGAGUUCUCUCUUUGCAUUUAUUUUAAUAUUAUUAUUAUUAUAUAUUAUUUUUUGCUUUUUUUUUAAUAUAUGUGUGAUUCUGUGACCACUGCUGUUGCAUAUUAGACUAAAUAUGAUGGUACCUUUGAAAUUGAAAAGCCGGGGAAAAAGUAUUUCUGUCGUACACUGUACCUUUAUGUUUUACACCUCUUCAAUUUGCCCAGUACUCUGUUCUAAAUGUUGUACUGUAGUGUGCAUGUGUUUCUUUUAUAUACUGUUUGGUGUAGCUUUAAUGUUGUAGGUGCACAUUUUAUUGAUCAUAAAGCAACUUAAUACAUUAGAAAGAAAGUGUUUGAGUUUUUAAAAUGGACCUUUUUGAUCAGGGAUAAUGUUCUUGGGUGGUACUGCAGAUGUUUUAUUUUUCUUAAUUGAAUUUUGAAUGGACUCAAAUUUACUGUGCUUAAAGUCAACCUAUAAUCAAAGAUGACCAAUUUUACUUUGUUAGUUUGUAUCCCUGUUCAUAGUAAGCUUGAUUCAUCACUGUAUAUUUUGACAGUUGUUAUUUAUUUCUGGAGGUUUUUGUAUUUUUUUAAUGUCCUUGUGUACAAGCAGCUGGGCAAUGUAAUGUAACCAAUGAUGUCAAAUUUCUCCUCCUCCACCCAGCACUCUAUCAUGGAGAGAACAUGAUUUUCUAGUUCAGAGAUUUCAGAUUUGUGUUGACUUUUAAGCUGGAGGGAGGUGGAAAACAUUUGCACAAGUUUGCACAAGGUGAUUCCUGAUAUGCUGUCAAAUGAAAGAAACUCAGACUCAAUCUGUCUUGAUAUCUUUCGGUGUUUGAAGUCUGUAGGAUGUAUGUUCAUGCAGUGAAGUUAUUCUGAACAGUUUAUUAGAAUUUUAAAGUUGUUUUGGUUUAAAACUGUAGGGACUGGCAUAAGCAACCGUCUCAACACUGCACCAGCUCAGACAGCGCACAUAAUUAUAAGAUUACUAAGGCCUAGUUGUGAAGUGGAAGUAAUUAAUAGUAAAAGUAAUUUUUGCCUUAAUGUAACUGAGAUGUGCUCCUACUUUGGAUACAUAUCAGAUACAUGUGCAGCUUUAAUGAGCUGUCAGAUUCAGUCAGUUCAUGUAUUAUUAUUAUUUUUUUUUCCUUUCCAUUGUGUAUACUCUGCCAUUCCUUGAUGAUGUGGAAUCUGACAAUUAACCUGAAGUUGGUGCCGAGGGGCUGGGCACAAUGAGAACGCUGGUAAUCUUCCACAAUCAGGCGUUUUGUGAAAGAGCGCAGUGUUUUUCACUCUCGUGUUCACUGUUUCACAACGGCUGUUGUUUCAUUCCUGCUAGUACUAAGUGAGUUUGGUAAUGCUGUUUGCUACAGGGCCUUAUUUGCACAGUGCUUAGCUGUCAGAAAUACUGGGCGUGGCUUUUUGCUGUCAGGAGGGCUGAUGGGAGUCUCUCUUCACUGUAAACAACUGUUCACUAAUAUACGCUUUUCCACUGUAAUAGCUUUUGGUAGCUUUUGGAUUUCUGGUCUAGGCUAGCGAAACGCAGCUCUACAACAUAGUUCUAAGCUUGCAUAAUUAUAUUACAUUUUAUAUGAACAUGUUAUUUUCUAUAACAUGUUGCAUUUGUGCUAGAAAUGUUGCAGAAUUCGAAAAUGAAAAUGCAAUGAAAGAUUUUUCUGACUAAAGAUACUGCAUUUUUUUUCAUACACUCUUACUUUUUACUAUUCCAAUUAAAAUAGGCCAAGAAAAGGUACUAAAACAAGUGUUUCCCUGAUAAAAUAAAACGAGUGCACUUUCAAAGUGUAGAGUUAGACCGGGUUACAAUUUUAUAUGUAUAGUUUCAUUGUUUUUAACUUUGAUGAACAAAACUGUGCCUGUACUGUAAUUUUUUUCCUGGCAGUGUGUGCAUGACAAUUCACUUGAACACAGGGCACAUCCAUUAUUAUUUCUUAAAAAAGGGAUUUGUUAUUUUGCUUUCCAUUAAAAGCACAUAACUUUAUUUUACCAAUGUGGAUGCUCAAUAUCAAUUAUUGUUUAUGCUGGAAUGACCAUUCAUUUCACAUAUUAUGAAGUUGUUGAAUGAACAGAUGUAAAUGUAAAAUAUUUUUUUCUUAACAAGCUUAAAGGGACUUUUUUUGUUGUAUUGUAUUGACAUAGGAGACAGUUUUUUUAUUUUUUGUAUGUUGUGUGUCUGUGCAGGUUAGACUCAGGAUUCAUUGACUCAGGAUAUUUUCUAUGGUUAGAAUGGUUUACCUACUGCUUAGCAAAGCAUCAUUUCUUUUGAUGAAUGCAUUUUAAAAUGUAUACAUAUGUAUAUAUGUAUUUAAACUAAAUACUAAAUAUCUGAAUAGAAAUUCCAUAGAAAAUGGAUUUAUUGUGUCCAGUAAAAGCUCACAACCACAGCUUGUUGUCUGCCUGCUCUGAUAUUAGGACACAAGUGCUCAGACUUCAGUGAGUUUUCAUAAAAGAAUGUUAGUCUUUACCAUCCUAGUGUGUGUUUAUUAACACAGACCAAACAUGCCAGUAGUCACGGAAUGACCUUAUGUAAAUUUACCAUAAAGUUUAAACUGAGGGGAUGGUUUAGGAAUGCUGUAUAAACUGUAAGGUGUUUUCUUGUGAGUGGGAUUGAACAUUCCGGCAUUUUCAUGGCAGAUUGAGUUAUUCCUGAUAUUGGUUUGUGGGCAUUUAAGUUCCUUAAUCCACAGUGUGGAUAACUUUUUUUACUGGGAAUACAUCAGAGAAAUUAUUACCACCCACGGUGGACAGCAAAGUGGGUGGUAAUGAUUGCGAGCAGUGGCUUCUGGUGGAAAGUGACAUGCAUAUCCUGCAGGUCAGUACAGCGUUCUUUAGCCUCUGUGAAACACGGAAAGUGUUGCACCAUGAUAACAGUUCUGGUUUUGAAUUUUUGGCAUGUCUGUGUACAUACACUUAAAAAUUUAAAAGAAAUGUGUUACCUUUUUUAGAUAACUGCCUAAAACACAUUCAUCCUAUAAUUAUUUAAUCUGUUACACCCUGCAUUAAAGGGAACUUCAAUGAUUGAGCUUGUUGUUAAAUAUUUAAUGAUUAACUAUUUCAUGCAUUUUGCAUAAAAUGUGAAUACAGAACUGAUGUCAGUACAUGCUCUCUGUUCUAAUACUUUUCCCGAACAAGGUUUUCUAUAACGUGCCUUAAAUUAUGCAGAGAACAUCUAUUCACUGUUGUAAGUUUAUUUUUUAUUUUUUUUUGCUUGUUUUGAUCUGUGUGAAUAAUAAACCAGAUUCAUGAUCAUG
Molecule: messenger RNA, 5057 nt
Organism: Astyanax mexicanus (Mexican tetra)
Lineage: Eukaryota; Metazoa; Chordata; Actinopteri; Characiformes; Acestrorhamphidae
Product: serine/threonine-protein kinase 4
Exons: 11
Coding region: 255-1703 (482 amino acids)
Biological process (GO): protein phosphorylation; regulation of MAPK cascade; intracellular signal transduction
Cellular component (GO): cytoplasm
Molecular function (GO): protein serine/threonine kinase activity; ATP binding
Source: RefSeq, a predicted model, not a curated record